Pedinophyceae sp. YPF-701 is the source of this 1386-nucleotide messenger RNA. Lineage: Eukaryota; Viridiplantae; Chlorophyta; Pedinophyceae. The record is from the annotation of a GenBank genome assembly.
AUGAUCAGCAAGAUCCCGCGGUGCAUGCUCGAGGACGACGACGAGACGGGGUUCCGCGUGCCGUGGGUGAACUUUCUGGACAGCGACGUGGAGCGCGCCGACUGCCGGACCGCCGAGCACCGCGACGGGCCGUCCACGUCGUUCGUCUCGUGCCUCGCGCUGGGCAUCACCGUCGCGUGCCAGGCGCGCGUCGGCGUGCAGCACCUCCGCGACGGCCUCCCGUGCGAGGACCAGGCCUUUGUGCGCAUCCCCAGCGCGGCGGCCCCGGCCCCGCUGGGCGGCAUCUUCGCGGUGUGCGACGGGCACUACGGCACGAAGGCGUCGACGCUCGCGCGGCACAACCUGAGCAAGGGCAUCAGCGAGGUGAUGCGGGUGCCGCCCGACGCGGGCAAGGGGUACGAGGAGGGCAUGCGGCGCGUGUUCGGCGAGGUGGACCGGCAGCUGCGGGACGCGUGCGACGAGGGCUGCACGGCGACGGUGGCGGUGGCGUGGCGCGACAGCGUGGACAAGUACCUGCGCAUCCAGGUGGCCAACGUGGGGGACUCGCAGUGCGUGUUCGUGCCGUGGGGGACGACCGAGCCGCACGUGCUGACGCAGAACCACCGCGUGGACAUGCCGAGCGAGUACGAGCGCAUCUCCGCGCUGGGCGUCCCGAUCGUGGAGGGCCAGCAGCGGCUGUUUGGGCUGCAGCUGGGGCGCAUGCUCGGGGACAAGAUUUUCAAGGAGGAGUGCCACGCGUUCAUCAGCGACCCGCACGUGUCCGAGGUGGUCAAGGUCGGCGACCAGGGCGGCAUCAUGGUGAUCGCGAGCGACGGCCUGUGGGACGAGGUCACGCCCGAGGUGGCGGCGCAGAAGAUGAUGGACGCGCUGCAGGCCGACGCGGUCGACGGCGAGACGGGCAUGGAGGCGCUCUGCCGCGCGCGCGACGAGCUCAUCGAGACGGCGCUCAACGGGCGCUCCAAGGACGACAUCACCGUCGUCGUCGUCCGCUUCGUGCCCGAGGCGCUCGCGCGGCGGCUCUCGUUCGAGAGCACGCACGAGGGCAUCAAGGACCUCGCGCGGGCCGGGUCGGACGCCGGCUCGAUCCGCGGGUCGAUCCGCAACCAGCUCGCCGGGCUGCAGGUGGGCUCCGGCGGCGGCGCCAGCCCGGGGGUGUCUUCGCCCAUGACGGGCGCGCCGCUGGGGUCGGGCGGGCGCUUCCACAAGCAGACGAGCAACCCGGCAACGAUGUUCCAGGGGUCCGCGAUCGAGGAGGAGGCGGAGAGCCCCGAUGCGCGCGGCGACGGGUCCAAGGACGGGUCGGACGAGCUGCCGGGGACGGAGCAGGCGCAGAGCGCCGACGAGGGGGGGGAGUCGAGGGACCCCAACGGCUCGGCACCGUCGUAG